GGUUUUCCUUUCCCCCCAACUACCCACCCAGGUGAAUUCCGUAUCUGAGGCGCAGGCGGGGAGAAGGAUUGGAAAAAAAGGAAAUACAGGUUAGAAGGUAUGCAUACCUGGAUGCACGGUUUGCAUCCCGAGGCUGUGAUAGGAGAACAUCCCCGAAGUUUUCUUUUUCGAGAUUGCCGGACUCACGAGAGCGAAGAAAGCAGAGAUCUAGGAGGGGGAGGAAGAGUCAAGGGAAGGGAAGGGAAGGGAAGGAGAUUGAUUGAUCUCGAUAGGAGGGGAAAGAAAAAGAUCGAUCGAUCAAGACCGGGAGAAAGCAUCCAAAGAAGGAAAGAAAGCAUCCACAAAAGAAAGGAGGGCGCAGGAGGAGUGAGAAUAACAGAGCGACAGCGCAGUCCGCAAACCUUCGGGAGCGUUGUGUGUACGAUCCGAUCCGACACGAUAGACUAAUAGACAGGUAUUGUGAAAUCGGCACGUCUUCGCAUGGAAAUCUACAUAUGUAUAAAUGAUGAUGGGGCGGGCAUACAGA
Messenger RNA from Dissoconium aciculare CBS 342.82, 526 nucleotides. RefSeq lists its product as uncharacterized. The transcript is spliced from 2 exons. The record is from RefSeq and is a predicted model, not a curated record. Bases 100 to 447 code for a protein of 115 amino acids. Lineage: Eukaryota; Fungi; Ascomycota; Dothideomycetes; Mycosphaerellales; Dissoconiaceae.